GUAAGGAAACUUUCACACUUGUUCCACUUUCCACACAACAUCAAACGGAAAGCGCAUCCGAAAACUGAACUUGAGGGCUCAAUGGAGGACAGGCUAGUGAUACCAGACGAUUCCACAGGUGAUGCGACUAUUGAGGCCUUGAAUGAGUGUAAACAGAGGGAGUUGGCGUUCUUUGACGAGGUUGUGCAGGGCUACGUCGUUGUCAAGAGGGACGGAACAGAAGUCGUUAAGAAUCCCACUGCCACAGUUAUCGUUAGAGGAGUGAAUGGUCAAUCAAGCGAGGUUUCCAGUGUGCAGUUGGAGCUGCAAAGUUCUAUAGAUUGUGUGGAUCUCUAUCGCAUCUCAUGCUUCGUGUCCUUCCCGAAGAUCAAGCUCGAUGAGCCGUCUCUGCAGUUGAACUUUGACUGUCAAGUUGAGCAGAAAGCGGUGGUGGUGGACCAUAGUACCCAUAUACUGCCAUCUGGAUACCCUGCUGAUAGGAGAAACUUGCUGUCGAGCUUGAAAUCCGUGACUGAUCAGUAUGACAACAUUCUAUUGGACUCACUGGUGAAGGACAACAAGGUUGACAAUAACACUCUACGAGAACAGCAGGAUGAAACCGUGGCUGGUCCUCAGAUAUCAGGCCCACGCCAGGUAUCACUGUCGUUGGAGAUACCAAUAAUACGGUUGUUGAACUUACGAGUCCGGAACGUCCGCACUUGUCCAAAUAAGGUCCUCUCAACCAUUGAUAUUGAACCGUCUUCAAGGGCCAAGGGUUACAAGCUCAGCAUUUCAAUUGACUCUAUAAAGUACCACUUCCAAAGGGCAAUAACGGAGAAAUUCCAUGUCAAGUUCCCCUUAAUGUUGGAAAGCAAUGACUCCUUCAGUUUCACUUUCCAAUUGGACUCGUACGAAUUGAUCAUAUACAAGACUCUGAUUGAAGUUGACUAUUCAUGCUCACAGAGAAAGAUAAAGACCAAAUUGGUUACAAGCGUCGACUUCUUAUCACAAUUCACUGACCACUCACAGCAAAGCUUGAAGCAAAACUCACUAGCACAGGCAAUUCAGAUCAAAUUCAUCGGCUCAAAGCAUGCGAAACUGGGACACCCUUUCUAUCUGAAGGUUCGUGUGGUGAACACUUCAUCUAAGGCAAGAAACCUGGUCCUUGUAUUCAACUCUACAGACCAGAACCUACCAAGCAUACCAAAACUACCCACGCCAGUGUAUCCUAGUCUCUCCUUGCUGAAGAACUAUACAAGCUCAAAAGUUCGUACUGUUGGAGUUAUAAGCCUGUGCAACGAGGUACACUUCAAAUGCGAUCCUGGAAGGGUAUUUGAUAACGAAAUCACCCUGAUGGGACUACAAUUGGGAGUCUACAACAUGCACGGUGUGAAAUUGGUGGACGUGAACACCGGUGAAACGAUAAACUGUGAUAAAUACUUAGAGAUUGUGGUUGAAGAUGCCGAGAGUUAGCUAAUCCACCAGGAUUUCCAUGAAUUCAUGUCCCAGUUUCUCAUAAUUCUUUCUGAAUCCAAAUAGCAUGUCUCUUUUACCUUGUCAAG
Messenger RNA from Williopsis jadinii, 1541 nucleotides. RefSeq names its product Trs65p (gene TRS65). The coding region runs from base 82 to 1452 and encodes 456 amino acids. Gene Ontology annotation, biological process: intra-Golgi vesicle-mediated transport. Gene Ontology annotation, cellular component: TRAPPII protein complex; trans-Golgi network. The record is from RefSeq and is a predicted model, not a curated record. Lineage: Eukaryota; Fungi; Ascomycota; Saccharomycetes; Phaffomycetales; Wickerhamomycetaceae. The transcript has 2 exons.